Molecule: messenger RNA, 588 nt
Organism: Lathyrus sativus (Indian pea)
Lineage: Eukaryota; Viridiplantae; Streptophyta; Magnoliopsida; Fabales; Fabaceae
Source: the annotation of a GenBank genome assembly
AUGUCAUCAUCAUCCUCAUCAUCGAGUCACUCUCCUCCGUGUGCAGCGUGCAAGAUUCAGCGAAGAAAAUGCACACGAGACUGCAUUUUCAAACCGUAUUUUCCUUCCAACAAUCCUCAAAAGUUUCUCUACGUACACAGAGUGUUCGGUGCUAGUAAUGUCGCAAAGAUACUCAACGAGGUGAACGAGUCGCAACGUGAAGACACAGUGAGUUCUCUCGCUUAUGAAGCUGAAGCGCGUUUGAGGGAUCCUGUUUAUGGUUGCGUCGGUCUUAUUUCGUCGCUUCAGAAUAAACUCAAAAGCGUUCAGAAUGAACUGAAUGAUGCAAAGAAGAAUCUUGCUUCUUAUAUUGGGCCUCAGGCUUAUCUUCCUUCUCCGCCUUCGCCGCCGCUUCCGCCUGCUAUGGUGAAUCCUUUUUAUACUCAGCAACUGCGUCCAGAUGUUGGUUUUACAUAUAAUGGUGAUAAUAGCUUUCAAGCGCAAUCUUUUCAUCAUCCGAUGAUGGUUUCUUCACAACAGCUACCACAACAAUUCCAUAACGGGUUUUGCUCCAAGAAGGUUUUCAAGACCGAAAGACGGAACCUUUGA